Molecule: messenger RNA, 2595 nt
Organism: Ricinus communis (castor bean)
Lineage: Eukaryota; Viridiplantae; Streptophyta; Magnoliopsida; Malpighiales; Euphorbiaceae
Product: phosphatidylinositol/phosphatidylcholine transfer protein SFH9
Exons: 16
Coding region: 325-2121 (598 amino acids)
Source: RefSeq, a predicted model, not a curated record
UCUAUUCUCAUUCCUUUCUACAAAAUAAUUUGUUUAAGAAAGAAAAAGAACAAAUAAAAAGGCAUUAAUAUUAUAACAAUAAAUACAGAAGCAUAACAAUAACAAAAGCAUAAAAGCAUUCGCUCUUCGUAAUCUGAAAGCAAUUCCUAUUUCAUUUCCUCUACCACCAUCAUCACCACCACCACCGGCAACACCAAUCCAUUACCACUCGUGGUGUGAGUAUUGUGUGCGCAUAUCUAUCAUAUAUGGAAACCACAAUUUCUCGUCGAUUCUUAUAAAUCGAGAUUUAAUCUAAAUUGCGGUAUGGUUCAACAAUAAACAAGAAUGCCAGGUGAGGUGAUUUGGACUCAAGAAAGUGAGAGAGCAGCGAGAGGUAUGGAUCUAGAAAAUUCAGAAGACGACAGAAGGAGAAGGAAAUCGAGAUCUCUAAAGAAAAAGGCAAUGAGUGCAUCCACAAGGCUUACACAUAGCCUUAGGAAACGAGGAAGGCGUGUGGCGGAUUGCAGAUUUGCUGCAAUUUCGAUUCAUGAUGUUCGUGACGCCAAGGAGGAAGCUGCUGUUAAUGCCUUCCGUCAGGCAUUAAUUCUAAAAGACAUGCUUCCACCUCGCCACGAUGAUUACCAUACUCUUCUGAGGUUUCUAAGGGCCCGAAAGUUUGACCUCGAUAAAACACUUUUGAUGUGGUCAGAGAUGAUCAACUGGAGGAAAGACAAUGGAGUAGAUUCAAUUAUCCAGGAUUUUGUAUAUGAUGAGUAUGAAGAAGUCCAGCGUUAUUAUCCUCAUGGUUACCAUGGUGUAGAUAAAGAGGGUCGACCUGUUUAUAUUGAAAGGCUUGGCAAAAUUGAACCUAGCAAGCUAAUGAGUGUAACCACAGUGGAUCGGUUUUUAAAAUAUCAUGUUCAGGGAUUUGAGAAGACCUUUACUGAGAAAUUUCCUGCGUGUUCUAUUGCAGCCAAGAGGCACAUAGAUUCUACGAUUACAAUAUUGGAUGUGCAUGGCCUGAAUUGGAUGAGUUUCGGAAAGGUUGCACAUGAUCUAGUUAUGCGUAUGCAGAAAAUUGACGGUGACAACUAUCCUGAGACAUUACAUCAGAUGUUCAUUGUUAAUGCUGGUAGUGGAUUCAAACUGCUAUGGAACACAGCAAAAGGUUUUCUAGACCCAAAGACUACUGCAAAGAUAAAUGUUUUAGGCAAUAAAUUCCAAAAUAAGUUGUUGGAAAUUAUAGACUCAAGCCAAUUGCCAGAAUUUCUUGGUGGAUCCUGUUCGUGCCUGCAUGAAGGUGGUUGUCUUAGAUCUGACAAGGGGCCCUGGAAUAAUCCAGAAAUAAUGAAACUUGUACAUGCUGGAGAAGCAAUGUACUUGAGGAAAAUGAAGAGUUCUGAUGAUGAUGAUGAUUUAGAUAUCAAGUUAUCUGCCUCUAAGGUUUCAAGAAGUGAAAUAUUUCCUGCUGAUUCAGGCUUGGAUACAAAUCCAAACACCUCAGGCUUCGUACAACAAAUGCCAUUUUCAGAGAAAGGAAGAAUGGGUGAUUCAUCUUCUAGCCGCAGCCUGGUUGAGCACAUUCCUUCAACGGUUGAAGAUUCUAGUUCAACAAAUGAUUCAACCAAUGAUGUCAGUACCAGAGUGCUGCAGAAGAAUUUCGUUCCACAGAUGAUGAAUUUUGUAAUUCACUUCAUGCUCAAAUUGCUAGCGUGGAUAUAUCUUCUCCUCCCAGGGAUGGGGAGAUUCCUCGCAGCACAACAUUCAGAGAGACAGUUGCCAAACCAACUGAGCCCAGUGUUAGCAGAUUCAAGUUCUCAAGGGCAAUGCGUUAGAGAGGAAGUAAAAGAGGAAUCUCUCCAGCCUUGCUGGCAGAGGCUGCAACAUUUAGAAACAAUGGUAAAUGAGCUGGUUAACAAACCUACCAAAAUUCCUCCUGAGAAAGAGGACAUGCUUCUUGAAUCAUUGAGUCGAAUUAAAUGUAUUGAACACGAUCUACAGAAGACAAAAAAAGCACUGCUUGCAACUGCAUCAAAACAGGUGGAGCUUGCCAAGUCACUGGAAAAUCUUAAAGAGACUGCCUUAGCUGGGGUGAAUUCUUGUUGGCCAAGAAACUGCAGGUAUUUUCCUCCGGAAAGAUGAGAUGGAUGGAUCUCUUUGAAGAAGAAGUUUUCUGAUGUUAUUGCAAAACGCCCUUGUGAUUCUGCAGAAUUCAGUUGCUACUAAUCGCAAACUAGCGACAUCUGACUCAAAAGGAUUAGCUUUGUAGAUUGCUGGUCUUCAGAGGAAAAGAAUGCCCCAUUCUAUCAGCUUGCCGAGGAUUGAGAAAUGUUUGAGACGAGCAUUGCGGUGAGCAUGUACCAUAGAUUUCGUGUUUUUGUACAUAUAAUGAUCCUUUUGUUUUUGUUUCUUUUUCCUUAUAAUCGUAUUCUCAGACUGACAAAUAUGUAUAACUACAUCCAUCUCUAAACGAAAUGUUCAUUUCAGAAAGAGCUUUUACAAGUUUUUUUUUUCUCUUUUUUCUUUUUGAAGUGAGGCAAUUUUGGUGCACAGCUUUUCUUGCUAACAUUAAUUUGCGCAAGAGCUAUUGAUACCCAUUAUAAGGUGUUUUGUGAA